CCCCAGGCCCAUCCUUGACCUUGCUCCCGGUAAGAAGGGCUGCGUGCAUGAAGGGGGGAUGGAGAGGCCCCGCCUCCCUGCAUCCCUAAGUACCUUAGCCUUACUUGGGCUCCUUGUCCGGCUUUAGUCCCGUCUGGGAGCCUUGGUGGGGGCCCCGGAGGUCCCUGCCUUGCUGCUCCUUCACCACAGCUGGGGUGGAGGCCCCGCGGGGCGCUGGCCCCUCCCUGCCCCUCCGCCUCACCCUUGGGGGCACUGCUCCACUGCAUAACAGGAAAUUUCAAACAACAGGAAACCCUGGCCUAGUCUUCGGUGCAGCUCAGGGCGGGCAGGGCACUCCACCCUGCUCGCGCCCAGACACCAGCUCUCACUGGGUGUGCGAGGGGCCCCAGGGAAUAGCGCAGCCUCGUUUGCUCGUGGCCUCGGCUCGCUCCCAGGCUGGGUGAUGAACCUCUCCUCUUGCUACCAGCUGGUGGACCAAGGGCACCCAGACCUCAUCCUGCAGCACUACAACCACACGGGCCGCCUGGAGUUUCGGGGCCCUCCCGAAGAGGGCCUGGGCUGGCUUCGCGCCCUCUUCGUGGCCGUCAGCUGCCUCAUCAUCCUGGAGAACCUGCUGGUGCUGGUGGCCAUCACCACUCACAUGCGCUCCCGCCGCUGGGUCUACUACUGCAUCGUCAACAUCACGCUGAGCGACCUGCUCACCGGGGUGGCCUACCUGGCCAACAUCGUGCUGUCGGGCGGCCGCACCUUCCGCCUGACGCCCGCGCGCUGGUUCCUGCGCGAGGGGCUGCUCUUCAUGGCCCUGGCCGCGUCCACCUUCAGCCUCCUCUUCACGGCGGUGGAGCGCUUCGCCACCAUGAUGCGGCCGGUGGUGGCGCGGAGCACCAGCAAGAUGGUCCGCGUGUACGGCUUCAUCGGCCUCUGCUGGCUCCUGGCGCUGCUGCUGGGGCUGCUGCCUCUGCUCGGCUGGAACUGCGUCUGCGACUUCUCCAACUGCUCCAGCCUGCUGCCCCUCUACUCCAAGUGGUACAUCCUCUUCUGCGUGGUCAUCUUCAGCUUGAUCCUGGCCUCCAUCAUGCUGCUCUACGGCGCCAUCUUCCGCCUGGUCCGCGCCAACGGGCAGAAGGUUCCGCGAGGCCAUGCCCAGUGCAAAGCGCAGCGCCUCCUGCAGACGGUGCUCAUGAUCCUGGUGGCCUUCCUCCUCUGCUGGGGGCCGCUCUUCGGCCUGCUCCUGGCCGACAUCUUUGGCACGGCCGCCUGGGCCCAGGAGUACCUCCGCGGCAUGGACUGGAUCCUGACGCUGGCGGUCCUCAACUCGGCCAUCAACCCUCUCAUCUACUCCUUCCGCAGUCGGGAGGUGUGCCGGGCGGUCUUGGGAUUCCUGUGCUGCGGCUGUCUGAGACUGGGCCUCCGGGGCCCCGGCGACUGCCUGGUCCGGGCCAUGGAGACCCAUUCCGUCUCCUCCACCGAAAGCUCCCUCCGGCCCCGGGACAGCCUUCGGACCUCCCGUUCUCUCAGCUUCCGGAUGCGUGAGCCUCUGUCCAGCGUGUCCAGCGUGCGAAGUGUCUGAGGCUGCUGGAAUCCCCCGCCCCGUCUCUGGGCCCAAACCCCUCCUCCUGCGCUUGCCUUCUGACCGUGGUCCCCCUAGGGGAUGGGGCUUUGGGCCCUUGCCCAGCGGACCAUUGGCCGAAGUUCCGGGCGUCGUCCCCCCUUGCCUAGUUUCCUGCAAGGGGUUUUGGGCAAUGAUCUGGGGUAGGGGUCGCGGGCUGGAUGCCAAGGCCCUGAGGUCUUGGGCAAAGAGGAUGUUGCCCCAUAGAGCCCCAGGAGCCCCAGUGGCCACUGGCGGAUUGCCCAGGGCAAAGAUCUCCUACCUCCGAGUCUGAGGGAGUGGCUGCCGCGGGACUGGGGCUGCUGUCCGCCGCUGCCUCCCCUCGGCCCCUCCGAGCUUCUCGGGGUGACCCUGGCCUCAGUCUUGGCUCAGCACUGCCGGACUCAGUGGGCAGCUCCCAGACUGGCGCCUGGUGCUUGAUGGGGACAGUGCAGAGGAGGGAAGGGAGGCAGGGUCCAGCCCUAGAGAAGGGACUAAACGCAGAGGGAUGGCUUGGGGGGAGGCAGUCCUGGAGCCGGCCUUCCUGGGGGUCCUUUCUGUGAGGCACCAGCCACGUAGGUGUGUGUGUAGAUCUCCGGCUUCACAGAGAAGUCCUCUUGCCAUCCUUUUGCCUCUGUGGCUCUGCCCAAAGAUGCUCCUCUUCCCUGUUUUUGGAAAUCUCUAGGAAGGAGAUUCCAGGCUUCCUGUUCCCCAAAGACCUGCAAGCAGGCUCCCGAGAGGGAUAUGUGUGCAUGGAUCCCAGGGUUGGGGCUCCCUGGGACCUCCGAUGUCAUCUAGGGAUCACGAGUGGGGCCAUGGCAAACCUGUCUGGGUUUUUGUUUUGUUUUGUUUUUUCAUUUUGAAAACUGCAUUUCAACUUAGUUUCCUCGGUAAUCCCAUGUUUCUUGCGUUACUCUUUUAAGAACACAAUUCUGGGGCUAGCUACAAAUGGCUCAGUGGCUUGAGAGCCAGGUUUGUAGGUGGAAGGUCUCGUGUUCAAAUCUGGCCUCUCAGACCCUUCCUAGCUGUGUGACCCUGGGCAAGUCACUUCACCCCCACUGCCUAGCCUGUACCACUCUUUUGCCUUGGCACCAAUACCCAGUAUGGUUUCUAAAAUGGAAGGUGAGGGUUUAAAAAAUAAAAUAAAAUAAAAACUUGAUUCUGAGAAAGGCUUCCCUAAGCUGCCGGCUAAAGGGAUCAAUAAAGGACACAAAAAAAAGAGUUAAGGAUGACUGAUCUCAGUAGCUGUGUGACCCUGAGCAAGUCACUUAACUCCUUUUGCCUAACCUUUGCUCUUCUGUCUUAGAGUUGUUGCAGAAAGUAAGGGGUUAAAAAAGGAAUUACUGAUCCAGUCCUUUUGCCUAACCUUUGCUCUUCUGUCUUAGAGUUGUUGCAGAAAGUAAGGGGUUAAAAAAGGAAUUACUGAUCCAGUCCUUUUGCCUAACCUUUGCUCUUCUGUCUCAGUUGAUGCAGAAAGUAAGGGGUUAAAAAAGGAAUUACUGAUCCGGUCCCAUCCCUUAUGAUGAGGAAUGAGGUCCAUGGAAAGGGAGAGCCUUGUCCAAAGUCCUAUGGCUUAUGUGUAACGGAGGCAAGGUCUAUGAGUGUGUGCGUUAAUUAUGUGAUCGUGUGUACUGAGAGGAGUUGAGUGAGGGCCCUCCAGAUAACCGUUAUCUGGGUUUUUACCAACAGAGGCUCUUCCUCUCACUUCCCUUCCUUUUCUCACCCUUCCCUCUCUUUAGUUCUGGGGGAUGUGACUGCCAGCCUCAGACACGAAGACCCCUGGGCUGAGACCAUUUGGAAAGGCCGCUCUCUCCGCCUCCCUGUCCCCACGAUCUUUUCUUCUCACUUUUAAACAUUAUUUUUCGCAAGUUAAAGAGGAACUUUCAGGGAGUGCCGGGCCACGGUAGGGAGGUGGCUGCCAUUUUCUGAGAUGUGGAGUGUAAGGCACCAUCUAUAACCAUUGGAGGUAGGCAGUGCAGAGCCCUGAGCCCAGAUGCCAGCAGGGAUGCCAGGGAAAGCUUUGCUUUCUACCCCCAGGGACCACAGUCACCCCUCACCUCCUCUUUUUGCUGAUGAAGCUCCCAUGGCCUCCCUCCUCCUUCUCCCAUUCCCCAGCCUGCCUCUUUUCUGCAUUUUCUGAGAACAAUGGAAGGAGGUCUGGGUUGGCAGUCAGGAGACUUGAGUUCUAGUUUCAACUCGACCAGCAACUUGCUAUUUCAUCUUGGGAAAAAUCUCUUCCCCUUCCUGGCCUUGAAUAUCCUCCUCUAGCAAAUGAGAGUCCUCGCUCCCAGCUCUAAUAUUCUGUGUUCUAAGGGCUCUCUCGGCUCAAGGCC
This is a messenger RNA of Monodelphis domestica (gray short-tailed opossum), 3921 nucleotides long. RefSeq names its product sphingosine-1-phosphate receptor 4 (gene S1PR4). The record is from RefSeq and is a predicted model, not a curated record. Gene Ontology annotation, molecular function: sphingosine-1-phosphate receptor activity. Gene Ontology annotation, biological process: G protein-coupled receptor signaling pathway. NCBI's taxonomy places the organism in Eukaryota, Metazoa, Chordata, Mammalia, Didelphimorphia, Didelphidae. Gene Ontology annotation, cellular component: membrane.